This is a messenger RNA of Phoenix dactylifera (date palm), 1387 nucleotides long. NCBI's taxonomy places the organism in Eukaryota, Viridiplantae, Streptophyta, Magnoliopsida, Arecales, Arecaceae. The record is from RefSeq and is a predicted model, not a curated record.
CCCACAGCCGGGAGUAUGGUGUUCUAUAAGAACACCUCAUCGAUCAGAUCCUCGCUAGGACCUAGGAGUAACCCAAGGGAGGAGCGUAGUGUUACUUUCUUUAAUUCCCUCAUGGCCAUGCUUCCCUCUCUCCCCAGCAGCCUCCUUCCACGCAAGGCACAAGAAGAGGAAGAGGAAGAGGAAGAGGAAGAGGAGGAGGAUCAAACCCCCAGACCUCCUCAAGACUGCAGCGACUUCAUCUCUACCCUGCCGAAAGGGGGUUGGGGACCGAUCCGCACCCGAAAAUACCAAGGGUUUUGGGUCCCUGAGAUCUUUCUCCCUAGCGUAAUGGCCAUCCAGAAAAACUUCAAGGCUCGCCCCGACGACCUCUUCGUCGUGAGUUACCCAAAGUCCGGAACCACCUGGCUUAAAGCUCUCACCUUUGCCACCAUGACCAGAACCCAGUAUCCUCUAGCUCACCACCCUCUUCUUAGCUUCAACCCUCACGACUGUGUCUUGUACGUGGAGCAAUACUUCCACGAAGGCCUGAUUUCCAAGAUGGAAGCCUUGCCCUCCCCGAGAAUCCUCGCCAUCCACAUGCCUUACUCACUGUUGCCGGACUCGAUGACGAGCUCCAGCUGCCGGUUCGUAUACAUCUGCCGUGACCCGAAGGACACACUGGUCUCCAUGUGGCACUUCAGAGAGAAGUCGAGGCCGAAGACCGUGGAGCCUACUCCGUUCGCCGAAGCCUUCGAGGCGUUCUGUGAGGGGACCAGCCCCGUUGGGCCGAUGUGGGACCAUGCUUUGGAGUACUGGAGGGCGAGCUUGAGGAGCCCUGAGAGGGUCUUGUUCUUGAAGUAUGAGGAGAUGAUGGAUGAGCCGGUGGGGAACGCGAGGAGGUUGGCGGAGUUCCUGAGCUGCCCCUUCACCGAAGAGGAAGAGAAGGGAGGGGUGGUGGAGGACAUUGUAGAGCUUUGUAGCUUUGAGAAACUGAAGAGCUUGGAAGCAAACAAGAUGGGAACCCAAGGAGGUCCUGGCUUCGUUGUGACGAAUGAUUCUUUCUUCAGGAAAGGAGGUGGGGGAGAUUGGAAGAAUCAUAUGAGUCCGGAGAUGGCUCGAAGGCUGGACGCCAUCACGCAGCAUAAGCUGUUCGAGUCCGGUCUGACUCUCGAGAGUGUGGGCGUAGAAGCAGCCUCCGGCGACGAUGCCUCAGCUCAUGGCCAGUAAUUUGUGCUGCUUUUCGCUGUUCUCUUCCGCUUUUAGAUGUUCAAAUGGUGCUUGCAACCAUCUUUGCAGCUGCAGUGAAACUUUGUCUAGAUUGAAAUAAGAUCUAAAGAUGAGAGUUUAGAUCCCGAUGUAAAUGUUUCAUUAUCUCAAUGAAACGGGAGGGAUAUGCCCCUUUUUUUUU